Pyricularia pennisetigena is the source of this 750-nucleotide messenger RNA. RefSeq lists its product as uncharacterized. The transcript has 2 exons. The coding region runs from base 1 to 750 and encodes 249 amino acids. Gene Ontology annotation, molecular function: calcium ion binding; monooxygenase activity. NCBI's taxonomy places the organism in Eukaryota, Fungi, Ascomycota, Sordariomycetes, Magnaporthales, Pyriculariaceae. The record is from RefSeq and is a predicted model, not a curated record.
AUGGGAAUGGGCGAUUCUGACACUACCAACGGCACUGUCCGCGUCUCGGUUCCGGAGGUCCCUGUCACGGUCGAGCGGAAGCCCUUCAUCCAGGACGAGCAUGAAGACCAGAGGCUGCCCAACGCCGGCACGGCCCGGGUCAACAUUGCCGCCUCGUAUGACCAGCCAAAUGGAACCACCAAGGACGGCUAUGCUAGACGGCACAGCCACCAGACGGUGCUGCAGCAACACUGUGACUUCUUCGACAGGGACCAAGACGGUGUGAUUUGGCCGCAGGAUACCUUUGUCGGCUUCUACCGUCUUGGCUUUGGCGUAGCCCUGUCGCUCCUUUCCGUAUUCAUCAUCCACGCCAACUUUUCCUACCCCACAAGCCCAUCCUGGAUUCCGGAUGGUUUCUUCAGAAUCUACCUCGACCGCAUUCACAAGGACAAGCACGGAUCUGAUACGGGUACAUAUGACACCGAGGGGCGUUUUGUACCGCAGAAAUUUGAGGACAUCUUUUCCAAGUACGCCCGGGGCCAGGACAGCCUCACCUGGAGAGAUGUUUUAAAGGUUUUGCACGGCCAGCGGCUGAUUGCAGACCCCAUUGGCUGGUUUGGUGCUAUGUUUGAAUGGCUUGCAACAUACAUCCUACUGUGGCCAGAAGAUGGACACAUGAAGAAGGAGGACAUCAGGGGCGUCUACGAUGGCAGCAUCUUCUACACCAUCGCCGCUCGUCGUGAGGAAGGGAUUAGGCAGAAGCAGAGCUAA